AUGGAUGGCGAGGCAGCAGGGGAAAAGGGGAGUCUUGUGCCCCUGCCAGGUGCACUAGGAGGGCCCACCUUGGGGUCUGCACGAGACCCCAAGAAGUCCGCGGUGACUGAUGACUAUCAGUUAUCCAAGCAGGUGCUGGGCCUGGGUGUGAACGGCAAGGUGCUGGAGUGCUACCAUCAGCGCACUGGGCAGAAGUGUGCCUUGAAGCUCCUGUAUGACAGCCCCAAGGCCCGGCAGGAGGUGGACCACCACUGGCAGGCCUCAGGCAGCCCCCACAUCGUGAAAAUCCUGGAUGUGUAUGAGAACAUGCAUCAUGGCAAGCACGGCCUCCUCAUCGUCAUGGAAUGCAUGGAAGGUGGUGAGCUGUUCAGCAGGAUCCAGGAACGUGGUGACCAGGCUUUCACUGAGAGAGAGGCUGCAGAGAUAAUGCGGGAUAUUGGCACUGCCAUCCAGUUCUUGCACAGCCAGAACAUCGCCCACAGAGAUGUCAAGCCUGAAAACCUACUCUAUACAUCCAAGGAGAGAGAUGCAGUGCUUAAGCUCACCGAUUUUGGCUUUGCCAAGGAAACCACCCAAAAUGUGCUGCAGACACCCUGUUAUACUCCCUAUUAUGUGGCUCCUGAGGUCCUGGGUCCAGAGAAGUAUGACAAGUCAUGUGACAAUGUCAUUAUGUACAUCCUUCUGUGUGGAUUCCUACCCUUCUACUCCAACACUGGACAGGCCAUCUCUCCAAGCAUGAAGAGAAGGAUUCGCUUGGGCCAAUAUGGCUUCCCCAAGCCUGAGUGGUCAGAUGUCUCUGAGGAUGCCAAGCAGCUAAUCCGCCUGCUUCUGAAAACAGACCCUACAGAAAGGUUGACCAUCAUGCAGUUCAUGAACCACUCUUGGAUCAAUCAAUCAAUGGUGGUCCCACAGACCCCACUCCACACAGCCAGAGUGCUACAGGAAGAUAAAGACCACUGGGAUGAAGUCAAGGAGGAAAUGACCAGUGCCCUGGCCACCAUGCGGGUAGACUAUGACCAGGUGAAGAUCAAGGACUUGAAGACCUCUAACAACCGGCUCCUCAACAAGCGGAGGAAAAAGCAAGCAGGCGGCUCCUCAGCCUCGCAAGGAUGCAACAACCAGUAGCUCAUGGGGGAGCCAGAGUGACAGACUACAAUGUUGUAAGGCUCUGGCCAC
Messenger RNA from Phodopus roborovskii (desert hamster), 1176 nucleotides. Its product is annotated as MAP kinase-activated protein kinase 3-like. Gene Ontology annotation, cellular component: nucleus; cytoplasm. The record is from RefSeq and is a predicted model, not a curated record. Gene Ontology annotation, biological process: response to cytokine; toll-like receptor signaling pathway; peptidyl-serine phosphorylation. Gene Ontology annotation, molecular function: calcium/calmodulin-dependent protein kinase activity; mitogen-activated protein kinase binding; ATP binding. Lineage: Eukaryota; Metazoa; Chordata; Mammalia; Rodentia; Cricetidae.